Candoia aspera is the source of this 738-nucleotide messenger RNA. It is a transcript of the gene NTMT2, whose product is annotated as N-terminal Xaa-Pro-Lys N-methyltransferase 2. Gene Ontology annotation, molecular function: N-terminal protein N-methyltransferase activity. Gene Ontology annotation, cellular component: cytoplasm. Gene Ontology annotation, biological process: N-terminal protein amino acid methylation. The record is from RefSeq and is a predicted model, not a curated record. Lineage: Eukaryota; Metazoa; Chordata; Lepidosauria; Squamata; Candoiidae.
AUGGAGUACAUGAGAGUCCAUUUAGCUUUUAAAUCACAUUGACACAAGACUGAUGAGGAACUCUCUUGGCAUUGUUUGUCCUUUAUCCUACAUAAGAUGAUUCAAAAUGACUUUUUCCAGAAUUAUCUCUACUUGUUGAAAAACCUACCUCUUGUCAAACUUUGUGCCCUGAAAAGUGAAGUCAUCAAUUGUGAAAUGCAAUUUUAUGCUAGAGCCAAACAUUUUUACAGAGAGGUGCGCAUGAUGGGAGAUUUUGUUGAAGUGUCCAACAGAGAUAUUGGGUCCUCUAGAAAAUUUCUAAAGAAUUUUGUAGGGGUAAAUUAUCUAUAUGGAGUUGGCAUGUAUUACUGCUGUAGCUUACAGGAAUUCACACCAAUUCCAGAAAUCAUCUGGAUUCUGUGGAUUUCAGGAAAUCUGACAGAGAAGGAUUUGCCGAGGUUUUUUAUCUGCUGCCAGAAUGGCUUGAAGUAUAAUGGCAUUAUCAUCCUCAAAGACAUCAUAGUCCAGGAGGUCUAUGUCCUGGAUUCAUUGGACAGUAGUAUAAGAGACCUGAACAUUCGCAGAAGUCUCAUUGCCAAGAGUGGACUCACCCUCUUCGGGCAAAAAAAGCAAGAGGACUUUCCUGAGUAGUGUGUGUCAGUCUGGAUGAUAGCAAUGCAGAAGAAUUCUACCCAUCCAAGAAAAGGAAUGUUCCAGUUAGGAAAACUCCCACCCAUUCCUGAAUCAGACUGGAACUGA